GAAAAAGUGUUGCGCAAGAAGUGCUGCAUAAAAGUGGAUUGCUGGGCGGUGGAAAGGGACAGAAGCCAUAUUAUUAAUGGUGAAAUCGCAGGAGGAUUGGACGAUAGUGCUAUUUUUAAGGUUUUUAUGUAGUGAUAUAGUUACUGGGUGUAUAAUGUGUACUGCUCAAGCGACAUAAAACUUUCAUUGCCAAAGGUUUAUGAAAGCUGGUCAUCAUGUUCCGAGAUAUGAAGUCAACAUUUGGACAGACUGGUACCGCUACAACAUUUGGUGGAGGUAGUUUUAGUGGUGGAGCUGCAACAAGUCCAUUUGGGCAAACCUUUGGAAAGAACACAACCACAGGAUUUACAGCACCCGCUUUUGGAUCAACUGGUUCAUCUCUGUUUGGUAGUAGCACCCCUACUACUGGCGGCCUGUUUGGAGGAGCUACAGCUACUCCAGUAUUCGGACAGACUCAAACUACACAGUCAUCAGCAUUUGGUUUUCCUUCGAGUACCACAGGCAGUAAUUUAUUUGGUAGUCAGCCGAAUGCAAACACAAGUUUAUUUGGUACCAGCGGUACUUCUGCAUUUGGUGCAAACAAACCUGCAUUUGGAGGGUUUGGAACUUCUACUGGAAGUGGACUGUUUGGGCAACAGCAACAGCAGCAGCAGACACAGGCUACCCCAUCCCUGUUUGGUCAGUCUGCAGGCACAACAAGCACUGGGAUCUUUGGUUCAGGAGGUUUUGGAGCAAGCAGUACAACAGCUGCAGCUGUUGGAACUCCCAUUAAGUUUACUCCAGUAACUGGCUCGGAUACAGUGGUAAAGAAUGGUGUAACACAAACCAUUAGCACUCGUCAUCACUGCAUUACCUGCAUGAAGGAAUAUGAAUCAAAAUCUCUAGAAGAAUUGCGUUUGGAGGAUUAUGUUGCAAAUCGCAAGGGACCACAGCAAGCACAACAAACUGGAUUAUUUGGAACAUCAACAGGAGGUUCCCUCUUUGGUACAGGUGCUAGUACUAGUACAGGCACAGGAGGCAUCUUCACUGACAGCAGUAAAUCACUGUUUGGUGGAGGGUUUGGAACCAAUUCUGGUGGUGUGUUUGGUUCUACCAACCAGCAGAGUGGUGGAUUCUUUGGGAAGUCAGGAUUUGGAACCAUGACAACCACAACAGGGGGUGGUUCAAAUUUCUCAUUCAACACAACAACAGCAGCCAAUCCGUUUGGAGUGAAUGCACAGACAAAACCCUUUGGAACUGCUACCCCACAAACAAACAGUUUGUUUGGCACUCAAUCUCAGCCUUCCGCAUUUGGCACUCAGGGUACUGGUUUUUCUGGCUUUGGAACUCAAAAUCAGGGUAUUGGACUCUUUAACCAAAACAAGCCAGCAUUCAAUAUGGCAACAACUAGUACUGGAUUCUCAUUUGGUCAGAAUACGUCAACAAAUGCUGGAAGCAUGUUUGGAGCAAAGUCCUCUGGAACAGGUGGCUUCACAAAUACGUUUGGGAAUCCCACAACCUCCAGUUUUGGUACUAACAAUAUGUUUGGGGCAAAUCAGAAUCAGUCACUUUUUAGUCAGCCUUUCAAACCAGCCACAACAGGUUUUAGCUUUGGACAGUCAACAGGUACAGGAACAGGUCUUGGUGGAGGUCUAAACAUUGGAGGCCAACCUAUGUUUGGAAACACAGCUAAUAAACCAAAUAUGUUUGGAGGCAGUACUGGAGUGUUCAAUACUGGAGGAUUUGGUAUUGGUUCCACAUUUCCAACAGGAACAGGUCUUGGAACUUCUGUCGGUCUUGGAGGAAAUCCAUUGCUUGGAGGAGCUGGAACUAACCCAGUGACAAAUCAGCAAGGCAGUGGAACUGUUCACCAGCAGAUUCUGGCCUUGGCGUCAAUGCCCUUUGGUGACUCUCCAUUGUUUCGGAAUCUCCUGCCUGCUACGGGUAAAACGGAUGAGCUACUUAAACCAACAAAUCCAGCAGCCCAGAAAGCAGCUGUCUCUAAUAACCAUUUUAAAGUAUCACCAAGAGAAAAUGUUAAAAUUAAAGUGAAGCCAUUGGGAGUAUCUUCACUUUCUAAAAAGUCCUUGUUUGAGGGUCUUGAAGAACCUGACCCCACUUUGCUGGAUACUUUCCAACCUCGCUCCAGCACCAAGAGACUGAUGCUGAAACCGAAGGCAGUGACCCCAGUUACUGGACAGCUCACUGUUCAGUUACCAGGUGCCAUGUCAGGAGAUGGAGAUGUGUUAGAAGCUGAUAAAGAAAAUAAAGAAGUUCAUCAGACUAGUGUAAUGUUUCCAGACCAGUGUGUGGACUCGUGGCUUCGUAAAUCACUCCGUAAAAAUACAGGAGAAACUGAAGAAGAACAAGAACUAUCAGAUGCACGAGACACUUCAUCACCUUUAAUAGGAAAUGCAGUCAUCAGGCAUCGUAAAUCACUCUGUAAAAAUACAGGAGAAACUGAAGGAGAAAAAGAACUGUCAGAUGCACAAGACAUGCCAUUGCUUUUCAGAGGAAAUGAAGUCCUCAGUUCUGGCAAGCUUCAUAGAUCACUCCAUGGAAUUAGAGGAGAAACUGAAGAACAAGAACUAUCAGAUGCACAAGACACAUCAUCACCUUUAAUAGGAAAUGCAGUCCUCAGUCCUGGACGGAGAAACACUGAAUCUGUUACUGAUAACACUAUUGCAGAAUUAAAAACACAAAAAAGUAAUUUGCCCCUAAAUAUGGAUGAUAAAGAAAAUGUUAGCAACAAUAGCUCAACAUCUUCAGAUGACAGCUUGGAGGCAGAUGAACCUGCUGCAGUUAUGGAAGGUGACGACUCCCAUCCAGCUGGAAUUGUAUUGCGUCGUGUUGGCUACUACACAAUUCCACCUCUAAGUGAACUCAUUUUUCGUGUCAGUGUUGAUGGCAGCUGCACGGUGGAUAAUUUCACAGUUGGCCGUGAGGGAUAUGGCAAUGUCUUCUUCCCUGACUCAUUUGAUGUGGCUAACCUGAACCUAGAUGAAAUAGUACAUUUCCGACACAAGGAAGUUAUGUUGUAUCCUAAUGAUGAAAAGAAACCGCCAGUGGGCUGUGGAUUAAACCGUCGAGCACAAGUGACUUUGGAUAGAGUUUGGCCAAUGGAUAAGACUACUCGCAAUCCUAUCAGAGAUCCAGAGCGACUGAGGCAACUGGACUAUGAGGGAAAGUUACGUCGAGUUUGUGCCAAGCUGCAGACACGAUUUUUGGAGUAUCGGCCACAAACCGGUUCCUGGGUGUUCAAAGUUGACCAUUUUUCCAAGUAUGGUUUAAGUGAUUCAGAUGAAGAAGAUGUGCCAGUUUCUGAUGUCAAGAAGUUCAAGCCUACCAUGCCUCUGUUUCAACAACAAGAAAACCGCAAGAAAGAACAGCAGCAACGUAAAUCUGGUCAGCAGUUGCUAGCCAAAGAGAUAUCACAUGGUUUGUCAGAUGGAUUACUGUCUAAUGACAUAGAUCCCCACCCUCGUGGCCUAGUACCUGUGUUCUUGGAGGAGGAUCAGGAUAUGGAAGAGGGUAUCCGAAAGCAAAUGGGAAUAUAUGGUGAUGGUGAAAAUGAGGAACUGGAAAAAAUUCAACAGAGUCCAACAAUGCAGUUGGCAAGAGAAAUUGGAUCACCAUCUCACAAAGUUCAGCUUAUGAAAGCCUCCUUCUUUAUGGAAGAAGAAGGGGAUUUGGAACCAGAUUUCAUGGAGUUGACACAGUUUCAUGGAGGCAAAUUGUUGGAUAUGGAUGCAGGUGACUUCAGUGAAGAGGCUGAGCCUGAGAAGGAAGUUUCACUACCCAGACUACCCAAAAGCUUUUCUGUGUUUCGCACACAAUUUUCUGCUCCUGAGCCAAUCCCACAAAGGACAUCAGUCUCUGUUAAGGGGUCAAAGGAUGCCCCUCAAGUAAGACCAUCAGCCCACUUGCCAGCAGGACCCUGGAUCCAACCCCCAACUGUGUGUCCAAAAAUAGCAGUUCUAAGUCAUCAUGGUGAGGUAGUUCCCCUGUCUCAGUCUAGUGUGGGACGAAUGUCAGCACACUGCUUAGCUGAUAUGGGCCUUGUGAUUGGAAGGAGCUUUCGUGUAGGCUGGGGUCGAGACAAUACACUGCUGACGCUCAACACACAGAAAGCAGCUGCAGUUGUACCACUCAGAGCUAAACUCUCUGAGCUGAACAUCUUCACUUCUGGGAGGACAGAAGGCGAUUGUUCUCAGUGCAUUGUGCAGAGGCUUCAAAUUUUUGGAGGAGGAAAAGAUGCAUCAGCCAACUUCAUGGAGGCACUGGAAGGUCAUUUACAUAUCCAGCUACAGCAUUGUCAGUCCCAACUGGAAGAUGACUGCCCACUUCUGAUCCCUCGUAUGGGAGUGGAUGCUUUGCAUGCUCAUUGUGCCUUGGCUGAUCAACUUAGUUUUGACCAAACAGAUGUACUGCUUGCUUACAGCACUCAGGUGUGGAAACUGUGUGUGGCACUGUGGGGUAACCUUCCAGAUUUGGAUGCAGACAGUAACAGCCAUCAGAAUGUAAUGUUACGGAGAGAGGCAGUGAGCAAAUGGCUGGAAGAUGUUGUACAGCAGAAAGUGAGGCAGGAAACAGCUGCACUCUCGGAUGAAUCCUCGAAAACACAAGACAAGGAACACCAUAUUCCUGUGGUACUCUCCCUUUUGUCUGGCAGAAAAAUACUGGAGGCUUGUGAGAAAAUGGAAGGCUGUGGUGAUCACCAUACAUCCUUACUACUGGCACAAUUGAGUGGUGGUCCAGCAGCAAAGCAGUUGAUUCAUCAGCAACUGGCUAACUGGCAAGAUGUGAAAGCAAGUUGUUACAUCAACAGAGAUAGAAUCAAGUUACUUAUGCUAGUGGCUGGAAUCCCUCUCUUCUGUGGCACUGAAAGCACUGUUAACGUUUGUGAAGAUUUAGACUGGAAAAGAGCCUUUGCUCUUCACUUGUGGUAUAUAUGUUCCCCUGUAGCAUCUGUUACUGAUGCCCUGCUUCAAUAUGAGAAAGCAUUUGGACCACCUGAUAUAAGGGAUAUAUAUGCAAAAUGUCCUGACCCACCAUAUAUGGAAGAUGGUGUGGAACUUGAGACAAGCAGUGGACAACCAAUAUGGGAUCUGUGCUUCCACCUGUUGAAACUCUAUAGUAGUCGGUCACAUCCAUUAAACCAGCUGCUAAAUCCUGCUACCCACACGUCAGAUCCGUUGGAUUAUCGGCUGAGUUGGCUGCUGCAGCAGGUUCUAAAUGCUCUUGGUUACUCUCAUAUGUCUGAAUACUCAUCUGCUCUUGUUCAUACAAGUUUUGCUUCUCAGUUGGAAAGCCAUGGUCUUUGGCAUUGGGCCAUUUUUGUUCUGCUUCAUCUGAAAAAUAAACAAAGUCGAAAAGUGGCAGUCCUGGACAUAUUGGGACGACAUGUUGAUUUGUCAGAUAAUGAGGAAUAUCAGGACAGAGAAAAUUUCCUUUGUGAACAGCUAAAUAUUCCUUCGCAGUGGAUAUUUGAAGCUAAAGCAACCCUCGCCUCAGCUUGCAAUAGGCAUAAGGAUGCAGCAUAUUACUUGAUCAAGGCUGCCCUUUGGACCAAGAGUCAUGAAGUAAUUAUGAAAUACAUUGCUGCAGAUGCUAUAGUUAACGAGAAUUAUAAGUAUUUGCACAAUCUUCUGGAGGCAUUGGUUCCUGUGGAACGGAGCAGUACAAUUUCUGGUUGGAAUAAUAGGGGUCAGCUGCUUUGGGACUACCUGAAAAUUGUAGCUGAAGUGGAUACAGUACUUGCUAACCAAGACCUUGCUGCAGGAUACCAGCUGGAGAAGUUACAGCCUCAGUUGAGUGGCCUGUGUGCACGAAUCAACAUGUUGCCUUGUCCCACUGCCAUGGACAGAUUAUGUCAGUCUGAAAUUGCCAAACGCACAGUCCAUGUGGUACGAAAUGUGUUGCUUCUACAAAAAGGAGUAGGGGGAGUAUCAUCACGUGUGUUAGCCCACUUGGUGACACAACUUCCUCUACCUGAGGAUUAUGCGCAACAAGAACUGAGACAAGUGGUGAGCUCUUGUAUGGCUGAGUUCACACCUUGUUGAGAAGACAGUGCUGCUUUUAAUGUUGAAAUUGUUCUGUUAUGUUAUGUACUGCUUUCUGUUACUUGAUCAGUCAGUAGCAAGAGAAAAAUUCAUCAGCUUGCUCAUAUACAGGAAACUGUGCUUGUGAUUCAGAUUUAAAUUGUGAACUACUAGGAUUUGCAGAUCAUCCUGUGCUGAGGGUAAUACCUUAUUUCACAACGUUAAAAUAUAUUACUCAAGAUACUUCAUUGUAUCAUUAACAUUUCACCAAAACAGCACACCUAUCUAGUGCAGGGACAGUUGAAUGAACCUAAUGUGUGUGAAGUGGUUAUGUAAAAGUCUUACUUUAAAUAUUAUGGUGAUAACUGCCUCUGGGACAGAACCAGUGCCAGUGGCCGGAAGAAUGUAUGGAACGGAUGAUGUGUGUUGGGGAGUGGAUUCAUAUUUUUUUCCUGUGUUCAUACUGUUAGAAUAUGGACCAUAUAUAAUAGAAAUGGAGUUCACUGAAUUUGCAUCCAGCUAUGCUGUGACAUGAGUUCCUCCAGCGCUUUUAAUUUGUACUUUACAGCAGUUGAAUUUAUAAUAAAGAAGGAUAGUUUUCCUUUAUUUCAAGUA
Cryptotermes secundus is the source of this 6635-nucleotide messenger RNA. It is a transcript of the gene Nup98-96, whose product is annotated as nuclear pore complex protein Nup98-Nup96. Gene Ontology annotation, cellular component: nuclear pore; nuclear pore cytoplasmic filaments. The record is from RefSeq and is a predicted model, not a curated record. Gene Ontology annotation, biological process: protein import into nucleus; RNA export from nucleus; post-transcriptional tethering of RNA polymerase II gene DNA at nuclear periphery. The transcript has 32 exons. NCBI's taxonomy places the organism in Eukaryota, Metazoa, Arthropoda, Insecta, Blattodea, Kalotermitidae. The coding region runs from base 216 to 6041 and encodes 1941 amino acids. Gene Ontology annotation, molecular function: structural constituent of nuclear pore.